CCUCCCACUCCUCCCCAUCCCCGUCUCCGUUCUGAGUCUCAUCCUCAUCCUCAGCCACCAAAGUGACUAACCAACUUGGUCAGUCUGACAAUCCCUCUACCAUUCCUAUCCUGCACCAUCCGUCCUCAACUCCGCCAUCCCUCUCGUAACACUUGCUAUUUGGCUCUCACUGGGCUUUUCGCAACCUCGAUCCCUCUCCUGCGUACCAACGCGCCCUGUGUAACGCCCUCCAACUUCUUGACCACCGCUGUCACCCUCCCACACCCCUCCGACAUUUCGCUUUCGGUGAUGCCUUCAACAUCCACUCCUCAUUGCACUCCAGCCUCGACUUGUUAAACUCGCACCUGGCUUCCUGUCAGCAAUGGCCGGGCGGCCGAAUGCGCCCGAAGCUUCCCACAAUCCCUACUCCAAUCCUUACGACCAGAACGAUACACAACCUGUCUAUAGCUCAGGCCAACGUCCGCCAGUGGAUGACAGCCAACUCCUCAACACCUUCAAUAUCGAUGAUUCGGACCAACCGCAGCCCAGACCAUCCACCAGCUAUGAUGAAUUUGUCGGCGGGCGACCCGUCCAGGCACAACACCAGGCCGUUGCUGGAGCCUCGUCUCGACCCUUUACUGCGCCAUAUAUGGACAAUGGUACGAGAAACUAUUCACAGACGUCGGAUCUAAACAAUUAUUCCAAGUAUGGCGAUGACAUUGUCGAUGAUGACGCCGGCUAUCAUUACUACGAUGGGGGAGGAGCAUCUGACGAUCAUAUACCCGGCGGCGGGGUCAAAGUCAUGGGCGGUCAUCAGAACAAUCGGGCGAGUAUUAUGACCAUGACCGGUGUUAUGGAUAGAGCCAAGGGUAUGCUGGGAAUGAGAGACAGCCACAACUACUCCGACAUGAACCUCCCCUUGACUGAAGGAGGUUCACGGCCCAGAGCCGACACCGCAGGCACUGAUGACACUCGGCAUACGCAAGAGAAAAGGUCGUUUGGGGACACUGUCAAAUCCAUCUUCAGGCGCAAAAAGGUCGACCCAGCCUCCCUAGGACCUCGUAUCAUCCACCUCAACAAUGCUCCCGUCAAUUCUGCCAACAAAUGGGUCGACAAUCACGUCUCCACCGCCAAAUACAACAUUGCUACCUUCCUCCCCAAAUUCCUCUUCGAACAAUUCUCAAAAUACGCCAAUCUGUUCUUCUUGUUCACCGCCGCCCUGCAACAGAUUCCCAAUGUCUCUCCUACCAACCGAUAUACCACCAUUGUUCCCUUGUUCAUCGUCUUGCUGGUGUCGGCCAUCAAAGAGUUGGUCGAGGACUUUAAGCGCAAGUCUUCCGACAAGCAGCUCAACGACUCGCGAGCUCGAACCCUAAAAGGCUCUGACUUUGUCGACACCAAAUGGAUCAAUGUUGCUGUCGGCGACAUUGUCCGAGUCGAGUCAGAAGAACCAUUUCCUGCGGAUCUCGUUCUGCUAGCCAGUUCGGAACCCGAGGGACUGUGUUAUAUCGAAACUGCCAAUCUCGACGGCGAGACCAACCUCAAGAUCAAACAGGCCAUUCCAGAAACGGCUCACCUCGUCAGUCCCCCCGAACUUGGGCGACUGGGAGGCCGAGUGCGAUCCGAGCAGCCCAACAGUAGCUUGUAUACCUACGAGGCCACGUUGACCAUGGCUGGCGGCAAUAUUGAGAAAGAACAUCCCCUGACACCAGAUCAACUGUUGUUGCGAGGCGCCACUCUACGGAAUACCCCAUGGAUUCAUGGUGUAGUCGUCUUCACCGGCCACGAGACCAAGCUCAUGCGAAACGCGACCGCCACUCCCAUAAAACGUACCGACGUCGAAAGAAUGCUUAACAGACAAAUCCUCAUGCUGGUGGCAAUUCUCCUUGUUCUGAGCGCCAUCAGCACCGUCGGAGAUAUCAUUAUCCGAUUGAGAGCCGGCACAAAACUGACCUAUCUGUACUAUGACAGCUUCAAUGCCGCAUCACAAUUCUUCCUGGAUAUCUUUACCUACUGGGUUCUCUAUUCGAACUUGGUCCCCAUCUCCCUGUUUGUCACGAUCGAACUGGUGAAAUACUAUCAGGCUUUCUUGAUCAAUAACGACCUUGAUAUAUAUUUUCCCGACACCGACACUCCGGCCGUGUGCCGCACCUCGUCUCUUGUGGAAGAGCUCGGCCAGAUUGAGUACAUCUUCUCGGACAAGACCGGCACACUGACCUGCAAUAUGAUGGAAUUUCGACAAUGCACGAUCGGGGGCAUUCAGUACGCUGGAGUGGUCCCCGAAGACAAAAAAGCCAAUGGCCCAGACGACACGAUAGGUAUUCACGACUUCAAGCAGCUAACAGAAAACCUCAAGAACCACACAAGCUCGGAUGUCAUCCAUCAUUUCCUGGCACUAUUGGCUGUCUGCCACACUGUGAUUCCGGAGCGGAAGGAUGAGAAGUCAGAGAUCAAAUACCAGGCCGCAUCUCCGGAUGAAGGAGCUCUCGUCGAAGGCGCCGUUCUGUUAGGGUAUAAAUUCGUGGCUCGAAAACCGCGGUCCGUCAUCAUCCAGGUGGAUGGACAGCAAUUCGAGUACGAACUUCUUGCCGUGUGCGAGUUCAACUCGACAAGAAAGAGAAUGUCGACCAUCUUCCGCUGCCCAGAUGGGAAGAUCAGAGUCUAUUGCAAAGGUGCCGAUACUGUCAUUCUGGAGCGUCUUGCCAAAGACAAUGCCAUUGUUGAUGUGACAUUGCAACAUCUUGAAGAUUACGCCACCGAAGGGUUACGAACGCUCUGUCUUGCCAUGCGUGAAGUUCCCGAGCAAGAGUUUCAAGAAUGGAAGCAGGUGUUUGACAAGGCUGCCACGACAGUUGGUGGUAACCGUGCUGAGGAGCUUGACAAAGCUGCAGAGAUCAUUGAGCACGACUUAUACCUCCUCGGGGCGACUGCCAUCGAAGAUCGACUUCAAGACGGCGUCCCCGACACCAUCCACACGUUGCAGACGGCAGGCAUCAAGGUCUGGGUUCUGACAGGCGAUCGGCAAGAGACCGCCAUCAAUAUUGGCAUGAGUUGCAAAUUGAUUAGCGAGGAUAUGACUCUCCUCAUUAUCAACGAGGAAAAUUCGACGGACACGCGCAACAAUCUCCAGAAGAAACUUGAUGCGAUCCGCAACCAGGCGGCUUCGGGCGAGUACGACACGCUGGCGCUGGUCAUCGAUGGCAAGUCCUUGACGUACGCUCUGGAGAAGGACAUGGAGACGAUGUUCCUCGACCUGGCUGUCAUGUGCAAAGCGGUUGUGUGUUGCAGAGUGUCGCCGUUGCAAAAGGCUCUUGUGGUGAAAUUGGUCAAACGUCACUUGAAAGCAUUGCUGCUGGCGAUUGGAGACGGGGCCAACGACGUUUCUAUGAUCCAAGCAGCGCACGUGGGCGUCGGUAUCAGCGGUGUUGAGGGUCUUCAAGCUGCCCGAAGUGCUGAUGUUGCGAUUGGGCAGUUUCGGUACCUGCGGAAGCUUUUGCUGGUGCACGGGGCAUGGAGCUAUCAACGGAUCAGCAAGGUGAUCUUGUAUUCGUUCUAUAAGAACAUUGCCAUGUUCAUGACACAAUUUUGGUACUCGUUCCAAAAUGCAUUCUCAGGUCAGGUCAUUUAUGAAUCAUGGACACUAUCAUUCUACAACGUCUUCUUCACCGUCCUGCCGCCCUUCGCCAUGGGUAUUUUCGAUCAGUUUAUUUCCGCACGGCUUCUCGAUCGAUAUCCCCAACUGUACCAACUCACACAGAAAGGUGUCUUUUUUCGGAUGCACUCAUUUUGGUCGUGGGUGGGUAAUGGGUUCUAUCACUCGAUCAUUGCCUACGUCUUUUCGUCGUACUUUUUCUAUAACGAUCUCAUUAUGACCAAUGGGCAAGUCGGAGGACAUUGGCUAUGGGGGACUUCCACGUAUACGGCGAUCCUUCUGGUGGUGCUGGGCAAAGCAGCUCUGAUCACCAACGUGUGGACCAAGUAUACGGUGCUGGCGAUUCCUGGGUCAUUCGUGAUCUGGCUCGUUUUCAUCCCAGCCUACGCUUACGCCGCGCCGAAUAUUGCGGGCGGGUUUUCAACUGAACUGAAUGGGAUCAUUCCUAAGAUGUUCACGUCGCCAAUCUUCUACGCCCUGUGUUUGAUAUUACCACCCGCGUGCCUUCUGCGCGACUUUGCAUGGAAAUAUGCCAAGCGCAUGUACUAUCCACAAGCAUACCACCACGUUCAAGAGAUACAAAAGUACAAUGUACAAGACUACCGGCCUCGGAUGGAGCAGUUCCAAAAGGCGGUACGAAAGGUGCGACAGGUGCAGAGGAUGCGGAAGCAGAGAGGAUAUGCGUUUUCGGCUGGAGACGAAGGAGGCCAACAGAUGCGGGUGCUCAGUGCAUACGACACGACACAGCAGCGUGGCCGAUAUGGUGAGAUGGUGAGCAGUCGAAACACGGCGACAUUCAGCUAGGAUUUGCUGGGGGGGCGCGCAUUGGUUGACUCUGGGAUACUGUACUGCGAGGAUGGAAGAGGGCAUUUUGUGAUGAUGAACGACACUUGAGACCAAGAAUUUAAUGGUACCCAAGGCAAGCAUGUGUAUGUGACAAUAUAUUGAUUUGGAAUGAGAGUUGCCAACUUUGUGUGGCGUUCGUCGACUCCGU
Molecule: messenger RNA, 4625 nt
Organism: Exophiala mesophila
Lineage: Eukaryota; Fungi; Ascomycota; Eurotiomycetes; Chaetothyriales; Herpotrichiellaceae
Exons: 2
Coding region: 362-4435 (1357 amino acids)
Biological process (GO): intracellular protein transport; endocytic recycling; post-Golgi vesicle-mediated transport
Cellular component (GO): plasma membrane
Molecular function (GO): magnesium ion binding; ATP hydrolysis activity; ATPase-coupled intramembrane lipid carrier activity
Source: RefSeq, a predicted model, not a curated record